Molecule: messenger RNA, 1909 nt
Organism: Neoarius graeffei (lesser salmon catfish)
Lineage: Eukaryota; Metazoa; Chordata; Actinopteri; Siluriformes; Ariidae
Gene: oxsm
Product: 3-oxoacyl-ACP synthase, mitochondrial
Exons: 3
Coding region: 156-1535 (459 amino acids)
Biological process (GO): fatty acid biosynthetic process
Molecular function (GO): 3-oxoacyl-[acyl-carrier-protein] synthase activity
Source: RefSeq, a predicted model, not a curated record
AUAGUUACCCUAAGCGGUGCGCUUUUUUCUCCCCCACUUCCUACUUCGAAGUGCAGUGUGAGGAUUGAGACACAGCCAGUGUGUUUCUCUCUGAGUCCGCCGUGUUAAAUAGAGUCCCAAUGAGUUUCUAACUUCCAGGGUCUCCGAGGUGAGGAAUGUCUUUGCCGUGUUGGCGGAAGCUGCCCGUUAGGCAGUACACUAGAGUGCUGACCUGCAAGGGUGUACAAACUUUUGAGAGGCAGAACAAUGAACAAAGCCUGACCAAAUGUCUCCGGAGAGUGGUCAUUACCGGAAUUGGACUUGUGUCUCCACUGGGGACGGGGACAACUCUGCCUUGGGAGUGUCUGAUCGCUGGAGACAGCGGGAUCGUGGCCCUGGACCCAGACGAGUACAAAGCAGUGCCGUGUAAAGUAGCAGCUCGGGUUCCUCGAGGACAAAGUGAGGGAGAGUUUCGAGAAGAAAUGUUUGCUUCACGUGGUGAGAUAAACAGCAUGUCUCAGGCCACAGUGAUGGCCCUUGGCGCGGCUCAGCUGGCCCUGCAGGACUGUGGGUGGUAUCCCCGAACCCCUGAGGAGCAGCUGAGUGCAGGGGUGGCUGUAGGCAUGGGCAUGGUGCCUUUGGAGGAGAUCGCUAGCACUGCCGCUGCUUUUCAGACACGUGGCUACAGCAGAGUGAGUCCCUUCUUUGUCCCUCGUAUCCUGGUCAACAUGGCCGCUGGUCACAUCAGCAUCAAGCACAAGCUGAAGGGACCCAACCAUGCUGUGUCUACUGCCUGUACCACAGGGGCUCAUGCCAUUGGAGACGCCGCUCGCUUCAUCAGCCACGGAGAUGCCAUGGUGAUGCUGGCUGGAGGAACCGAGGCUUGUGUCAGCCCUCUUUCCAUAGCAGGCUUUGCACGUGCUCGGGCUCUGAGUACCAGCUGGAACGAACAGCCCAAGCUGGCGUCUCGACCCUUUCACCCAGAACGAGGAGGAUUCGUAAUGGGCGAAGGUGCAGCCGUGCUGGUUCUGGAGGAGUAUCAGCAUGCCGUAGAGAGAGGAGCACGGGUUUAUGCUGAGGUGCUGGGAUACGGACUCUCGGGAGAUGCCAGUCACAUCACAGCCCCUUCUGCAGAUGGAGAUGGAGCUUUCAGGUGCAUGUCUGCUGCUCUGCAUGACGCUGGCGUGUGUCCAUCAGACGUGACGUAUGUGAACGCCCAUGCCACCUCGACACCACUAGGGGAUGCUGCAGAGAACACUGCAGUAAAGAGACUCUUCCAGCAGCACUCGCAGUCUCUCGCUGUUUCCUCCACUAAAGGGGCCACUGGGCAUCUUCUGGGAGCAGCCGGUGCUCUGGAGGCAGCUUUCACAGCACUCGCAUGCUACCACGCAAUCCUGCCUCCGACUCUGAACCUCGACCGAACUGAGCCUGAGUUUGACCUGAACUACGUCCCCUGUGCUGCCCAGCCCUGGAGGACAGGAGGCAGGAGAAUCGCACUCACUAAUUCGUUUGGAUUUGGAGGCACGAACGCUUCUCUGUGUCUGGCCAGUGUGUGAGAUUUCCCGAAUGAUCCACUGAAGACUGCAGAACUCACAACCUGUCAAAAGUUUGGACACAUGACCGUGAACUGAAGAUUGUAUUAAAUACACGAAAAUUACAGUUAAAUUACGAUUCAACUUGGUUUCUGAGAUAAGUGUAGAGCUUAGCUGAAGUAGUAAAGAGCUCAGCCUGUUCAAGAAAAAACUCCUGCGUGAAGCACCAGCAUGACACAGACUGAGAACAGUGGGAAGCUUUAUCAGGAAGAGUGUUAAAAAUAUAAAAUAUAAACUAGUUUGAUUUGUUUAACGUUGUUCUUGGCUCAUAUGAGUUACUUCAGUGUCUUUGCAUGAAUGUCAAAGUGGAGAAAAUAGUAAAAAAUUAAGGAAAUCCA